Messenger RNA from Asparagus officinalis (garden asparagus), 558 nucleotides. RefSeq lists its product as uncharacterized. The transcript has a single exon. The record is from RefSeq and is a predicted model, not a curated record. Lineage: Eukaryota; Viridiplantae; Streptophyta; Magnoliopsida; Asparagales; Asparagaceae. Bases 1 to 558 code for a protein of 185 amino acids.
AUGACCAUCAAUUAUCACCCCGACAAGGCAAAUGUUGUUGCUGAUGCCUUGAGCCGUAAGAAUUCAUGCAAUUUAGCUUAUCUAAUUACUUCUCAAAGAAAAACAUUAGAGGACUUGGAUCGUACUGGAAUUAAAAUUAGAGUCCACCAAAUUAGAGUCAAAUUAGCAAAUAUGGUAAUACAACAUUCUUUGCUAGAUGAAAUUAAAGCAAACCAGCAGAAUGAUGCUCAACUGUUAAAGAUAAAGAGAGAUAUGGAAGAAGGCACUCGAAGAGAAUUUAAUAUACAUAAAGAUGGAUCAUUGAGAUUUGGAACUAGAGUUUGUGUGCCUAAUAUACCAGAGAUAAAGAAAAAGAUUCUAAAAGAGGCACAUCACUCCCUAUAUACUAUGCAUCCUGGAUCGACAAAAAUGUAUAAAGACCUGAAGCAAAUAUAUUGGUGGAAUAAUAUGAAGAAAGAAAUUGCCAUCUAUGUUACAGAAUGUUUCACUUGCCAGCAAGUAAAGGCUGAACACCAAAGACCAGCUGGAUUAGUCCAUAACUUGGACAUACCAAUGUGA